AUUUACGGAAGACUUUUGAACAGGAACCCUUAGGAAAGGAAGUAUCUUUGGAACAAGAAGUCCUCCUCCAGUGUCGCCCACCUGAAGGAAUCCCAGUGGCUGAGGUUGAGUGGCUGAAAAAUGAAGAGGUGAUAGACCCUGUGGAAGACCGAAAUUUUUACAUCACAAUUGACCACAACUUGAUCAUAAAGCAGGCACGCCUCUCUGAUACAGCCAAUUAUACUUGUGUUGCCAAAAAUAUUGUGGCAAAAAGGAAGAGCACCACUGCUGCUGUCAUUGUCUAUGUCAAUGGAGGAUGGUCAACUUGGACAGAGUGGUCGGUAUGUAACAGCCGUUGUGGGAAAGGCUCUCAGAAGCGUACAAGAACAUGUACCAAUCCUGCACCACUCAAUGGGGGCACCUUCUGUGAAGGCCAGAGUUUGCAGAAAAUAGCUUGUACCACAUUAUGUCCAGUGGAUGGGAGGUGGACAGCAUGGAGUAAAUGGUCUACAUGUGGAACAGAAUGUACCCACUGGCGCAGGAGGGACUGCACAGCACCAGCACCAAAGAACGGCGGCAAAGACUGUGAGGGCCUUGUCUUGCAGUCCAAGAACUGCACAGAUGGGCUCUGUAUGCAGAGUUUCAUUUAUCCUAUUUCAACUGAACAGAGAACCCAGAAUGAAUAUGGAUUUUCUUCUGCUCCUGAUUCAGAUGAUGUAGCUCUCUACGUUGGCAUUGUGAUAGCUGUGAUUGUGUGCCUGGCUAUUUCGGUAACUGUUGCAUUAUUCAUCUACCGGAAGAACCACCGGGACUUUGAGUCAGAUAUUAUAGAUUCCUCAGCACUAAAUGGUGGAUUUCAGCCUGUAAAUAUAAAAGCUGCAAGACAAGAUCUCCUAGCUGUACCUCCUGACCUUACUUCUGCAGCAGCUAUGUAUAGGGGCCCUGUCUAUGCCUUGCAUGACGUCUCUGAUAAAAUCCCAAUGACCAACUCUCCAAUUCUGGAUCCACUGCCCAACUUGAAGAUCAAGGUUUACAAUAAUUCGGGUGCAGUCACACCCCAGGAUGAUCUGUCCGAUUUUUCAUCCAAACUCUCUCCACAGAUUACUCAAUCCCUACUGGAUAAUGAAACAUUAAACAUUAAAAACCAGAGUCUUGCACGACAAACAGAUCCAUCGUGCACUGCCUUUGGAACUUUCAAUUCUCUUGGAGGUCAUCUGAUUGUACCUAAUUCAGGAGUAAGUUUGCUGAUUCCUGCCGGGGCGAUUCCCCAAGGGAGAGUUUAUGAAAUGUAUGUGACAGUUCAACGAAAGGAGAACAUGAGGCCACCAGUAGAAGACUGUCAAACCCUUUUGACCCCUGUAGUGAGCUGUGGGCCUCCAGGAGCAUUGCUAACACGGCCUGUCAUUCUAACGAUGCACCACUGUGCAGAACCGAACACCGAAGAUUGGAAGAUUCAGUUGAAGAACCGAGCUGCCCAGGGACAGUGGGAGGAUAUAGUAGCAGUUGGAGAAGAAAACUUCACUACCCCAUGCUACAUCCAGUUGGAUCCAGAGGCAUGCCAUAUCCUGACAGAAACUCUCAGCACCUAUGCCUUGGUAGGGCAGUCAGUCACCAAAGCAGCUGCAAAGCGUCUGAAAUUGGCUAUAUUUGGGCCGCUGAUCUGCUCAUCCUUGGAAUAUAACAUCCGUGUCUACUGUCUGGAUGAUACCCAAGAUGCCCUUAAAGAAGUGCUACAGUUGGAGAGACAAAUGGGUGGACAGUUAUUGGAGGACCCAAAGGCAUUACAUUUUAAGGGUAGCACUCAUAACCUUCGCUUAUCUAUUCAUGAUAUUACUCAUUCCCUCUGGAAGAGUAAACUACUGGCAAAAUAUCAGGAAAUUCCCUUUUACCAUAUCUGGAGUGGAUGUCAAAGACAUUUGCAUUGUACCUUCACCCUGGAAAGGUUCAGCCUGAACACGCUGGAGUUGGUAUGCAAACUCUGCAUACGGCAGGUUGAAGGAGAAGGACAAAUAUUUCAGCUAAACUGUGUGGUAUCUGAGGAACCUACUGGCAUUGAAUAUCCACUUAUGGACCCAGCAAGUACCAUCACAACCAUAGUAGGACCCUGUGCAUUCAGCAUCCCUCUUCCAAUCCGCCAGAAGCUUUGCAGUAGCCUAGAUGCUCCUCAAACAAGAGGCCAUGACUGGAGGAUGUUGGCCCACAAACUAAAAUUGGACAGGUACCUCAAUUAUUUUGCUACAAAAUCAAGCCCCACCGGUGUGAUCUUAGACCUUUGGGAAGCCCAAAACUUUCCCGAUGGAAAUCUGAGCAUGCUGGCCACGGUCCUUGAAGAGAUGGGAAGACACGAGACAGUUGUUUCACUGGCAGCAGAAGGAAAGUACUGAACUGACCUUGGAAUGAGAAAGAAGGAAUGUUCACCAUGUCAGCUGUGACUAACACAAACCAAGCACCCCAAACCAAUGUAUUUCAUAGCAAGAGGCAUUCCAGAGGGACAAGACACAAAAUCCUGCCUUUUCACAUGCAUUCUUU
Python bivittatus (Burmese python) is the source of this 2508-nucleotide messenger RNA. The record is from RefSeq and is a predicted model, not a curated record. Lineage: Eukaryota; Metazoa; Chordata; Lepidosauria; Squamata; Pythonidae.